AAUCUGGCAGCGAUGCAACACUCUUUGGUUGACUACGCAAGAGGAUCGUGGCUUGGCGGGGACUUAUGCGAUCGAGGCGACUGCGAAAGACUUUGCUACAGUCAGGUACGUUACUCUACACGAUAAGUCUAGACAGAGAUGUUCAUGUCUAGCAGAGAGUUCGUAGCUCGAGACAUUACUCCUUCAGCGUCCUAGGAAUGUCCAUCAUACUAACCGUUUGCGGCAUCAUUGUGCUUUUUGCAUUCUUUCUUGAUGAAAUACUGGCUUUUCUGUUCAAGUUUAGGCGACUCAGAAAUGACGAGGACUACGAUUAUGCGUAUGCUGAGUUGCAGGCUGGUUCGACGCUCCAGUUGCAGCGAUUAGCGCAUGAGAGUGUAGGUGCCGGCACCUGGACUGGAGCAACGGAUGUGGUACCGGUGAUAGACCCAGGAGACACUCUCGCCGUCCUCGAUCUUCGUCAACGCGGACACCCACGACUCACACUGUCUUCGCAUGAGCUCACGCAUAUCGAUACUGAAACAUUCGUCAACAAGAGGCCUUCAGCUCGUUACACGAGACUCCAAAGUAGCGAUGCUCUUUAACAAACAGUGGUCAGCGCCGAUGCAGAAUUUGGCAGGCACAUCUGCCUUGAUUUACUACUCUUCCAGGCACAGAGGCAUAGUUUCCCU
Molecule: messenger RNA, 668 nt
Organism: Macroventuria anomochaeta
Lineage: Eukaryota; Fungi; Ascomycota; Dothideomycetes; Pleosporales; Didymellaceae
Exons: 1
Coding region: 198-581 (127 amino acids)
Source: RefSeq, a predicted model, not a curated record